This is a messenger RNA of Cylas formicarius (sweet potato weevil), 831 nucleotides long. RefSeq names its product homeobox protein unplugged-like. Gene Ontology annotation, cellular component: nucleus. Lineage: Eukaryota; Metazoa; Arthropoda; Insecta; Coleoptera; Brentidae. The record is from RefSeq and is a predicted model, not a curated record. Bases 88 to 831 code for a protein of 247 amino acids. Gene Ontology annotation, biological process: regulation of nervous system development; regulation of transcription by RNA polymerase II. The transcript has 2 exons. Gene Ontology annotation, molecular function: RNA polymerase II transcription regulatory region sequence-specific DNA binding; DNA-binding transcription factor activity, RNA polymerase II-specific.
UCCUUCCCACAGUCUAUAUUUAUUUAACAAUAAAAACCGUUGAUAUUUUACGUCAAAGUGCAAAAUUCGCGUGGUUUAUUGACUAACAUGGAACUGCCGACUAGUGAUACGGACAUUAAAGAAUCUAGUGAAGCGGUUACCAAGCCAGUACCCAGGCCGUUCUCGAUAGAAGCGUUGAUGAGUGAUUGCGGACCCAGGAGAACUGUAAAUCACGUAAACUCGUGGGAUUUGUCGCCGGCGCGCAAUCAACAGUACCACGCGAGAGAGAUAACCAGGGAUACGGAUUCCGAAAGCAGCUUGGAUAUGGAUCUCGCUCAGGAUUUGUCGAGGAGAAGUCAGAAAGACGGUUCUGAUAUGGACGAUGACGCGGAAGACACCCAGAAUUCCGACGGGCCUUGCGAGGGUACCGCGUCGACCAAAGCUCGCAGAAGGAGAACCGCCUUCACCAGCGAGCAACUCCUCGAACUCGAGAGGGAAUUCCACGCGAAAAAAUAUCUAUCGCUAACCGAGCGAAGUCAGAUAGCGUCGGCGCUACGACUCAGCGAGGUCCAAGUGAAAAUUUGGUUCCAAAACCGUAGGGCCAAAUGGAAACGCGUCAAAGCCGGUUUGGGCACGGGACCUCAUCAGACAGGCAAAGGGACGCAACAGAAGAGCAAACUGGUGGUUCCCAUACCGGUGCACGUCAAUCGAUUCGCCGUUAGAAGUCAACAUCAGCAGCUGGAGAGGGCGCUGGGAGAUUUGGCCGGUAGGGUUCUAGCUAGUCACGCGGCGUUGAGGGCGGGUUUGGAUUUCCACGGGUACCAUCCCCAUCACCAUUCGCCCCCGCAUUAA